AUGGAAAGUGUUAAAAAUUAAACUGUGAAGAUUACAAUAGAACCAAUGAAUUUAUGGAUUUGGAAAUCAUUUGAAAAUUUAGAAGGAAUCAUUUGUGGAGCAUGUUCUUAAUAUAAAGAACCUGAACCAUAAUAAUAAUAAUAUCUUUAAUAAUUAACCAUAAUAUAUUCCACCUUAAUCUUAUCCACCUCCACCCUUUUCAUAACCACCUUUUAUACAUCCAUGAAGUGUUCCUUGGUUUGGAAUGAUUCCUCCUUAAAUGCCUUCACAUUAAGGAUAAUUUGGAUUUGGGCAUCCUCCUCAUCAAAUGUUUGGUGGUUUUUUUCAUCAUCUUUUUAAACAAUCAUAGUCAUCAUAUGAA
Paramecium sonneborni is the source of this 361-nucleotide messenger RNA. The record is from the annotation of a GenBank genome assembly. NCBI's taxonomy places the organism in Eukaryota, Ciliophora, Oligohymenophorea, Peniculida, Parameciidae.